AUUUGAGUGGCAUUUGUGCUAAUGUGCACAUGUGCCGUAUUCUGCCAACCAGAGAAGUUCUGCUGCAGAGGGAUCGGGUUACAGGAAGCUCCCACCCACCAAACACACGCAGCACUGGGCUCGACUGAGUGGACAGACUCUCACUUGGUUACAGGAAAAGCAGAUUCAGCAAAAUGUCUGGAAACCUUCUAAAAAAUCCUAAUGGAGAUUAUGAUCUGGAUCACUGGGAGUUGACAGAGAAUGGAGGCGACCAGUGGCGGACCGAGGACAUGCCGGGGGACUGCGGACACAUUUACAGUGAUGACUCAAUCACUAAAUACUUCUGCACCUCUUUUGAGCCCUGUCUAAAAAGACAAUUGAUUGACUUGCUGGCAGAGGGUUACGACCCCGAACAUUUAGAUAUUGUACAGCCUGGUGUCAAUGUGGAGGACUGGUACUGUGGCCGAACAGACUGUGGGUGCAUUUAUAAGCUCACCGUGUCCCUGCUUGAUGAAGGCCAAGAAAUCAUUACUGAAUUUAAGCCGGAUGAAGUGACCCUUGACCCUGACUGCGACGACUGCUCUUGGAGAAAGGUGAGCCACACAUUCACAGACUACGGCCCGGGCCUACGCUUCAUCUCUUUUGAACAUGGCGGUCAAGACACCAAGUAUUGGCAGGGCUGGUUUGGAGUGAGAGUCACUGGGAGCUCUGUUACCGUAGAUCUCUAAACACCAAUCGGACAAAAAUACUGAUUGCCUAAAAAAAUAUUUCCUCGCAACUUGCUUUUAUUUUUGCACAUGCUGUACUAAGUGUAAUACUAACAGAUGGUUAAACCUAAUGCUAGGCAUUUAAAAAAGUAUCUGACUAGAUUAUAAUUCAUUUUACUUUUUUUAUUUUUAUUUUUUUUAGAACGUUAGAGGUUUCUAAUUCUGUUCAACCACUAACUACCUCUAUAUGCUCCUGCAAGCUACAUGAACUUAACUUACAUUAAUAAUGCACUUUUAAUGAGGCUUCAAUAUGCAAUUAGCAUCUUCUAAUGUGGUAUAAAACCUACAUAAAUCAUGCUCAUGCCACAUAAAAAAAAAAAUAUAUAUAUAUAAUAAUAAACUAAUGACAAAAACAUUACCUGUUCCUGACCUUCCUUUGUCAAAAGAU
Messenger RNA from Megalobrama amblycephala (Wuchang bream), 1134 nucleotides. RefSeq names its product F-box protein 2 (gene fbxo2). Gene Ontology annotation, cellular component: cytoplasm; SCF ubiquitin ligase complex. Lineage: Eukaryota; Metazoa; Chordata; Actinopteri; Cypriniformes; Xenocyprididae. The transcript has 6 exons. Gene Ontology annotation, molecular function: ubiquitin protein ligase activity. Gene Ontology annotation, biological process: glycoprotein catabolic process; SCF-dependent proteasomal ubiquitin-dependent protein catabolic process. The record is from RefSeq and is a predicted model, not a curated record. The coding region runs from base 174 to 707 and encodes 177 amino acids.